UUUUCGGUUAGGGCCUACAUCAGGAGGUGAGUUUAGUGAUCGAGGAAAGGAUCCAGUUACAAUUUUAUGCCCACUUGUGAUACCGAGUCUUGCCUAAACAUUUCCACAUGAAGCUUCAAUUUCUGUCUCAGUGGAUUUGAGUUGAAGAACGCCACGACUCCUGAGGAAAAUGAAGUAAUCUCUGUUAUUAAAUUGUUCUUUGUAGUUGUAACUGCCUAUAAAGCCGUUUUGUAACACCUGGCAGUUGUUUAUUUUGUCAUAUGGCUAAUAUAAACGCAUUUCCAAGGCACAUUUGAACUUUGACGAAUUUAUUAUCAAAGAUCUUAAUUUCCCUUGACCUCUGUAUAAAAUCGCGCCAAAAGUGUGUGAUGUUUUCCCUCGUUGUCCAAAGAGCAAAGAAAUUUCCGCCAAUGAUGGGCUGGAUGUUUAGGGUGGGAGGGAAAUGUUUGAAUACAGUGUGUAAGCACAGGCGGAAGAAAAUGAAUGCGUAGAGGAACAAGUAUAUUUUACAGAGUGGAAAGUUCUUGUGGUAUGUGAAAUGCGCUUACUACUGAGAUAUCGAAGGACGCCAAUGGAUUUUCCGAAACACCACAGUGUUAGCUAGUUUUAAUUUUGAUGGUAAACUGCUUACCUUUAUAUCAUAGGCAUGGAAAAUAGAAAUUUUGAUUCAGGUCAGCAGGAUAUUAUGAAAUCUCCUGCCAGGAAGAUUUUAGGUGAUAUAAAGAACGUAAAUGAGGACCCUCCAAGUCCAGUUUCACCAACAGCUAAUUUAAAAUUGUUAACUAGAGUUGCAAGUCAUUUCAGAAAAAGAGAUUUCGGUGAAGACUGUGUAGGAUUACUCGAGCAGAAAGUUGAUUCAAACGACUACGAUGAGAACGUUGAUUCGUUGAGUGAAUACCGGAAAAAAGUAUCAGCCGCAAUCAAACCGCGCAAAGAAAAGUCUUUAAGUCUUCUAUGUGACAAGUUUUUGGAACUUUUCCCGCUGGAGGUACCCCCUGAUAGUAAUCUGUUUAUAUCCUUGGACCAAGCUGCCGCUCAGCUUCAUACUGAAAGAAGACGAUUGUAUGACAUAAUCAACGUCCUAGAGAGUCUUCAGAUGGCAUCAAAGAUUGGUAAGAAUAGCUAUCAGUGGUUUGGAAAUCAGCAGCUCCUAACAACACUUGCUGAACUGAAAGGAAUGGCAGAAGAAAUGGGUUAUCAGAAGAAGGUGAAAGCAAUGCAAAAGUUGUGUUACUGCUCACCGAGAUAUCAAGAGAAGGAACUCCCUCUUACUCCAAAUAGUCAACAGGCAGAUGGUAACCGUGAUGAGCGUUCACUUGGUGUUUUGUGUCAGAAAUUUCUGAUGCUGUUUCUAGUGUCAGAUGAGGGUGACCUUGUGAAUUUGGAAGUGGCUGCUAGAGUUGUGUUGGCUGGAUCGGAAUCUGAAACUGCAAGUGACAUGGAGGAUGUUAUUCCAUUACAUGUGGGAAUGGGAAUGGGGAGCACGCAGUUAAAAGCAAAAGCGCGACGUUUAUAUGAUAUUGCAAAUGUUUUAAGUUCCCUGAAACUUAUCCAGAAAGUGCAUUGUUCAGAUUCUGUACGGAAGCCAGCUUUCACCUAUUGUGGACCUAAAGUUGAGCCCUUGAAGCAUCUAACAUCGCUAGAUAGAAAUCCACUCUACCCAACUCGACAUUCUCUUCUCCGAUCACAACGUGUGGUGCCUAGUAUAGAGGAGAGAGCUAAAAUCAUGAUAGGUGGAGGAAAACGCAAAUUGAAACGCACCUACAGUGAUUCUGUGUUGUUGCCAUUCGGUGAAUGUCAGGAAUUUCAGGAGUCAGGUGUUGAUAACAGUGCAGAUGGUGAAUGCUUUGGUGAGGCGGUCCUUACAUUGCAUUUAGUUGACAAUAAAGCCACUCGAUUUUCAUCUGCUGAGUCUGUUCAGACAGAGGACCAGAACAACACAAGUAGAGUAUUCACUCCUUACAUGGCUACUGGUGCAGGUGGUGUGUCUAAGUCAAUUGUGGGUGCCACACAUGUUGGUGGUGCAGUGACUUGUGAGAAAGAGGCCAUUGUGCAAUGUACUGAUCCUAUUUCCCAAGUAACAAAUCGUUGUCAAAUUGGAACUGAGCCUCAUGGAAAUAAACUGAUCAGGCAUCAUUCAGAAUCAUGUGUUGGUAAGACAUCAAUAUGUGUGAAAAGGAGAUUGGUUAAAGUAGCGCCACUGAGUAUGCAUAAAAGUAGCAGUAUGGAGCACAACUCUCCUGAACAUGGUGCAAGCAUCCAUAAAUCGUUCACUACAGCACCACAGAAAUCAGAAUUAAUGGCACAACAAGCCUCUUGUGUGCAGUCUGCUACAAACUUCAAUCAUUCAGUCUUAGUGCCAUAUACAGCUCCAACAAACAGCUGUACAGAUGGAUUGUACAUUGUUGACAAUCCUUGUAUAAAAACAUCAGAUGCUGUACGCCCAUCUAAUGAUUCCUUUGUAACCAAUGAUCAGAAUAAAAUUAACUCUUCCCCUGUCAUAUCGACCAUUGUGAUGCCGACAGUAAACCAGCCCCGUAUAAUAUUGACAGAAGAAAUGCUAAGGAAUGGCAGAAGAUUAAUCAAUAUACCUGGAAAGAGUGAUUCAUUUAGUAGCAAACGGCAGUUGUUGCCAAAAGGUAUUAAUAAUGAGCAAAGAGUUUUCCUGCAAUCAUCACCAGUUGCUGCUAAAAAUACAGAUUAUAUUCCGUACCAGCCAAAAUGGAAAUUACCGUACAUUAAGAAUGACUCGCACAUUGUGACAAAGGAUUUUUUCAGUGAAGUGAACAAACGUAGUUCUUUCGUUACUCAAAACAAAUGUUCUUACAGUGUGGUAACUGGAAAUGACACAAAUGGACAUAGCAGGCUACAUUUAAGUCCAAACAUUGACGUAAAAUGUGACUUUGUUCAAAAAGAGACUGGCACUGUAGUAGGCCAAUCUAGUGUAGACAAUAAGGAAUAUACAACGCUAACGUAUUCAGGGGAACAAGGAAAUUAUAAUGCAAAUCAAAAACAGUUUUCACAGUAUAUGUCUGUUGUCUCAGAUGAUCACUGUUACAAUAGGCAAGGAGAUAAAAGUUCCUUACAGACUGCUGAUUGUACUUCUGGCCUAGCUGGUGAGGAGAAAAUUGUGCUCCCACAUGUGGUUCCUGGAGAGCUGUACACAGCAGUUAAAGUUGGCUCUGUUCUGCAGCUUGUGCCAGUCAGUAGUAACUCACUGGUUACUAAAAUAUAAACAUUAUGGAAUGUUCUACAUUAUUUGUAUGUGCAAUACAUUUUUAAAUUUAUGAAAAAUCUAUUGACUUAAAAUUUAUACUGAGAUGUAUGUGUAUUAGAGAAUUAAUAUUAUCUAAUGUAAAACGAAAAAUUGAACUUCUUUCGUUGCGGAUAAAUUUUAUUAAUAUAUAUGUUUCUUCAAACUAUUUCAGUCUUCCAUUAAGUUGCGCAUCAAGUUUCUUUGGUUAAAUAUUUGAGAUAAAACUGAAAUUUCUCUCUGUUCUGGUACCCAAUGUGAAAUUUUAUGUAAAAUGCAUAUUUAUGCAUCAGUUAAGGGAAAACAGUUAAUGUCUUCGUUUACUGGAAUAUAUUCCAAUAAACUGCGUACUUUUAUCACUAUAUUUUAGAUAAACAUUUAUUUUGUGUUUACAGUUAGGAAUAUGAGGAGGAGGUAAAUUGUUCAUAUUGUGCAACACAGUAAAACAGCAUUUAAAUGGAAUGCUGGACAUUAGUAUUGACAGUCUGCACACACUUAAUUGGAGUAUUAACAUAGUUUGUCAGACGUGUUUGAAAUAACAGCUUCAAAUUACUGAAGAGUUUAAUUUUUUAUUUAGUGAAAAAUUUUGUUGAAAUAGUUUGUGAUGCAACCGUUUCUGGCUUCAUCUGUCUCCAAGACAUGAAGUAAUAUUGGAACCCAGGUAAUAUUGCAUUGUCAUUUUUGUGCACUUCUGUAAAUUAAUUACUGUUUUCCCCUGUCACUGCAAGUGUUUUCAAUUCCUUGGCAUGACCUUGAUUUGCUGUAGAUACUGCAGUGGACUGGUGGUGCAUUUUGCACCCAAGAAUGAAAAUAUGCUCAUAAAUUACUCACAGUAUAGUAAUUAUUUUUGUAGAUCAUUGUUAAUAGGAUAAUACUUAUGCUGUUAGGGCAUGUACUGAAACUUCAUGUUAUGGAAGCUCAUACUUACAUGAAAACUUGGGAUAUAAGCCAGAAUUGGCUGUUAUUCUCAGAGAAUUGAAUAACAUUUGGAAAAUUGGGUGGGCGCGCACGCGCAAAAUAAGUAAUAUAAUAUGUAAUUAUAAUAAAUCACUACUUACCGGACUUACAUGACAAAUGGCUUAAGAUAGUGUCCCAGUCCACUGCUCUGCGGCUUUUACAUGUGGUAAAUAGUGAUAUCUUAAUGUUAUAUUAUACCACUGCAUAAAACAAGUAGUUUGGUGUGGAUUAUUACAGAUUAUUGAUCCAAGAAAUGUGCAAAUUAUUGAAUAGACAUUCAUAACCUAUAGUUGCCUCUUUUUGAGGAAAUGGCCUUAUCUGUUUUGCAGUACAUGCAUCUUUCCCUCCAUUCAGUGAUUUUGUUUUGUGUGCACUGAUUGCGGUUCCUGCUUCACUUUGUUGAAUUCUGUUUCAGUUGUUAUUUACUAUUCUACCUAUGUCUUCUAGUCAGUUAUUUUGGGAUGAGAAUUGAUAUUGUCAGCUUGAAAUGUUUUCAGUUUUUGUUCUCAUUCUGUCAUUUAUAUAUAGUGGUAAUGCACUGAAGAGUUCUGUCUGCUAAAUAUUCAUUCAACAAUCUAUUGCAGAGGCUUCAGUUAAGUCUUUCUGUAGUUAUAAAAGAUGCACUAGAUAUUUUCUACCUUUUUCGUUACGUUCUGCACAAAAUGACAUACUUUGGGAGUGACCCCACAGAGAUUAUUUUAUUGUUGAAUAUUGUUUAAUGGUAAUAUUAAUCCAAUUCAGGAAAUUUUCAUCAUGUUUUGGCCUGUGAGGUUUCAUUCUUCUGUCACUAUUCAUAAAUUUUUAAAAAAAUGCAAUGAGAGUAAGGCAGAUAUUUUCUGGGUACUUAGAGAGUGGUAUAAUUUUUCUUUCAAUACAUUUUUCUGUAGCCAGUGGCACAUCCAGUGUAACAAGAACAGUUGCUUGAGAAAUAUCAUUAGUUUUCAUGAGGUAGUUGAAGACUUGUUUCAGUUUAUACCAAAAUUUGUAAAAUGUAUGUGCUACAAAGUUCAUUUAUAAUGAAUUGAACUGCUAUGUUAAUAUGGGUUAACAAUUUAGAAUAGUAUAUUUUGAAAUGCUCAUAAGAGCAUAUUGAGUCCUAUUUAUAGCAUAUUGUGCACAUUCAUUAGCUAUUGCAGCAUCAGUACUGGUUUAGUCUCAAGACUUCUAUAACAUUGUAGCAAGUUAUAAAGUACGAAAAAUAUUGUAAAUUUUGGAUAUUUUUUUCUGCAAAACAUCAGGAUCAUUAUGCCAUGUAAUCACUGCAGUACCAGCCCCCCCCCCCCCCCCCCCCAUGCUGCCACCAAACAAAACACACACUCAUACAUACAUUUAAAUCUAUUUUUUGUGUUAUUAGACAAACGGAGAUAGAAACAAAGGAGUAAGUGGCUCUAUAUCAAAGCUGUGCUAAUUUUCUCAGCAUUUGUGUCUCUAGUGAUUGACUAACAUUUACAUAUAGGCUGCACUGUUAAAAUGGCAAGCAUGUGGUUACUGUGAUUGAAAGUGAAGCUGCAUAUUUAUAUUAUUACUUUUUGUUUCAUAUUGAUUCUAAAUUCUCACCACUCUCUGAAGUCUGGCAUCAUGCAUAAUUUUUCUGCAAUUAUUUGUAGAACAUUGAACAGUAUUCAUCGAAAUACUCGGUUCUGUUUUUUCUAUUUCUGUCUUUGUCUGUAGGAAAUGUACAGUUGUAAGUUCAUGCCGACUGUUUUUAAUAGCAUUUUCAGAACCUCUCUUCCAUUUAAAUUUUAUACUCCUCCAGAGAACUAAAAUUAAUUAAUUUCAUAUUUGCACUCUGUUAUGUUUUUAGACAACCAACCUAAUCUAGUAUUAUUUCCAUCUGUCUGGUCCAGUUUAAUUUUCUUGCUCAUUAUCAAACACGAUGGAAGGUAUAUGAUCUCAGAGAUUCGUAAAUAUUACUUGCUGCUGCUGCUGCUGCAACUACUACUACUACUACUACUACUACUACUACUACAGCUCAAUACAUAACUACCUUUUUAAUUUACAUACUAUCAUAAUGUUUUCACUGCAGUAGUCGUGUAGUUUUGUACAUUCAGUCAUCAUUUGAGAUCUAUGGAUCUGUGUGUUGCUAUGCACAUAAUCCUUCUUCGUCUACUUUUUUUUUUUUUUUUUUUUUUUUUGAUCCAGUGUCUUUAAGAUAUAACAUUUUUUCAACUUCUGCUUUGUGGUGAUUAUAGUUUUUAAAUUUCUUGAAUUGUUGUACAGUGAUGGUGUUGCUCUGGUACAUCCAAAUGCAGUAUUUUAUUCACAUCAGAAUUUACCAGUCCACAUGCAUGGUCUUUUAGCUGUGUGGCAUCAUUAUCUGGCCAUCCUAUCAUGGUAAAAGUUGUGCAUACUUAGCUUCUCUCAUAAGCAGGAUUGUGACAAGACCAAAUGUAAUGUCGGAUAUUAAUGAAAUAUAUGCUGGGACCAUGAAGCAGUGUAUUUUAUGGUUAUGCCUUUAUAUCAAAGAAAAAGCAGGACACAUUUAAUGACUAAAUUUAUAAAUUUUUUAUACGUACCAUAAUCCUCAAGAGCAAGCACCUUAGAGUCCUUGAUUUAAUAGCAAAUUAUUUUUGAUGUAUAUAAUUUUUACAUAUUGAAGUAUUCAAAUCACAGUAUUUAUGAGUUGUGAACAUAGAUUGAUUUUGUUUCCUUACAUGAAUGGCACUCUUAAACCUGGCAUUGGUCUCGAAAUUGUCCAUUUUGUGAAUCUGUAGAGUGCACAGCUGUUUCACAGAAACAGAGACUGCUAAAUAUUUUAAAAUUAUUCCUUAUAAGAGUGCAAUGAAUAAACAAAUGUAUUGUAGAGAGACUAUGUUUUGUUGUGGUUUUACUUCAUUCCAUUCCAAUUGUUUUCCUCUGGUCAUUUUGAACUGAUGUAAUGAAAUACAAUAACACUGAUAUUAACUUUUAACUGAAGUUUUUAGAUUAAUUAAAAUUUGACUUGAAUGACAAGUGUUAGUUUUGGAGAAACUACAUAUUAUCAGCAUUGCAGAAAUUCUUGUUACAGUAUUACUUAAAUGCCAUAUACCAAGGCUCUUCAAGUAAAUUUGAUUGCUUUAUUUCAUUGUCUGAAUAUUUGCCACUAAAGAUUCUUUUAAGAUUUUGUGAAAUAUGUCCAGGCAAAGAUUUUAACAGUUUUGUAUGCAUCUUUAAUACAGAAUAUGCUUUUAGUUAAGACAAAAGUAAUUUACUAUCUGUGUUAGCCAGUCUGUUUGAAAUUAUCAUCCAGGCUAUCUUUAUCUGCAUUCAUAACUGAGAAACACUUAACCUCACCUUUAAGGUUUUACUUGUUGGGCAGGCUUGUAUCUACUAAGUAACAUAUUAACAAAGAGCAAGAAAGUAUUUUAAAAUUAUUUUUGUUGGUGAGUUUGUUAUAGACUGAAACUGAAUAUUUACCAAAAUGUAACAACAGUUACAGUAUUGCUACUCCUGCUCAGACUAAAAUUAUCCAUAAACAAACUGCAAUGGAUGCAGUAGUUUAGACUGAUCUUGUGAUUAUUGCUGUUAUAAUUAUUGUUAUUGCUGCAGUAGUAAUAUUCCUAAUACUUGUGCUUUAGAAUACUAGUCUAACAAAAAGAAAUUAAAUGUAAAUUUUAAUGGUACAUAUAUAUUAAGUGUUAAAGCCUUUAUAUAACUUUCUAAGACAGUUGUAAAAUAGAAUCCAGUUUGCAUAUGAUAUAAUCCACUUGUGCAAUAAAUUGUAUAUUUUAGAUGAGAAAGAAGUUUUAUUUAUGAAUAAGUAUAAACUAUGUGGGGUAUAAUGCAUAAUAAAUCUUGGUUGUAAUUUUUGAUGGCACUAAUGCUCAGAUUGGAAAGUAUUUCUUAAGGGUUUACUAUUGUCAGAACUUACUAGCUUAUGUAUUGAUUUAGAUACUAUGUUGGAGAAUGUGGGUAUUAAAUAGGUUUGCUUCUGAAAAGGGUUUUUAAGUGAGUGUGAAAGCGGAAUAUUAUUUCUGUUUUUUGUGUAAUACUGCUACCUGGAAAUAAGAGAAAACAAAUUAAACGCAACAGUUGCCUUUAACACGUAUCAUGUGCUUUUUCAGCUCCUAUGUAACAAGUCAUAAGUGUGGCCAUACAUUACUUUUCUUUUUAGUGUGGCAAGUUACUGUAAUACAUGAUAAAAUGUAAGCCAAGUAAUGUGGUUUAUUACAGUGCAGAAGUAUAAUUGAGAAUUUAUAAAUUAUUGCAGUUACUUAAAAAUUGUGUGCAGUCAUUGUCCAUUGUUUCAUGUGGAUGGUUUUCCUAACAAUGUUAGUCUUUCAUAUUAUCAUUAAUUGUGACAAAUCAUGUUAGAAAAAUUUUAGGAAUAUUUUUGGUGCACGGUAAAUAUUUUUAUAGUAAUAUCUGUGCUUGGAAUUUGAAAUAAAAUUGUUAUGAAUGUUGAAUUUUAAAAUGUUACCAUAAAAUUAUUUGAUGAAUAUCA
Schistocerca gregaria is the source of this 8633-nucleotide messenger RNA. RefSeq lists its product as uncharacterized. Gene Ontology annotation, molecular function: DNA-binding transcription factor activity, RNA polymerase II-specific; RNA polymerase II cis-regulatory region sequence-specific DNA binding. The record is from RefSeq and is a predicted model, not a curated record. Lineage: Eukaryota; Metazoa; Arthropoda; Insecta; Orthoptera; Acrididae. Gene Ontology annotation, cellular component: RNA polymerase II transcription regulator complex. The transcript has 7 exons. The coding region runs from base 647 to 3235 and encodes 862 amino acids. Gene Ontology annotation, biological process: regulation of transcription by RNA polymerase II.